UCUGCAGUAGUUUGAAGUUGCAGAGGAGCAAGAUGAAAAGGAAGAUAAUGGAUCAGAAUAAAGGAUCAGAGAUUAUGUGUGCCAUUGAAGAACUGUCCGUUAUGGUCAAAGUUAGAAGUGCAACAUUGGUCCCAGUUGCUGAACAUGGUGAUGUUGAUGAUCAAGCACAUGAUCAUGAUGCUGCCUUUAUCAAUCACGAAGCUGGCCAUAUUCCAACAAGGCCUUUCCUUUCUCUCUGCAGAUUGCUUCUUCAAGUUCUCGUCGUUUACCUUUUUGCAGAUAAAAUUGGACCAACAAUGGCUGUUCUCAGGCAAGAUAUUCAUCAGAAUAUUCGGAGAUUGGAAGUGAAACAUGAAUCUGAUCCUUCAACAUAUUCAAAUAUGGUUGAGAUGUUGAAAAUGGAGGCGACCGAAGGCAUUGCAAGAGAAGUUACUAGUUCUAGUAGGGCCUUCGUUUGGCUCACCAGAUCCCUUGAUUUUACCGUGGCAUUGUUUCAAAAUUUAUUAAGAGAUCCUGGGAAGAAUAUGAAGCAGGCAGUGGAAGAGUCUUAUAACCUCACUUUGAAGCCAUGGCAUAGAUGGAUUUCAUCAGCUGCUUCUAAAGUGGCUCUCAUGCUAGUCCCAGACAAUGAAACCUUCUUUAGUAGCCUCAUGGCAAAAGAUGAAAACUAUGACAACUUGAAAGUGGAAAUUGAGACCUUUCUUUCCUUGCUUGUGCCUUAUCUGGAACAGAUCCACUCCAUUCUGAGAUUUUAUCACUUGGACAAGUUGAAGUCUAACUGAGGAACAUACACAAUAAAGAAAAGCAGAAUUAGUGUACAGACAUGAAUCAUACCGCGCCGUUAUGUAAAUAUGUACAAAUUAUAAGAAAUGUUGUCUUCAUAUUCCAUUUAAAGCUUCUACAAUGUGUAAAGAAACCCCUAGCUAUGAUCUCAUCCAUCCUCUGUAUAGUUUUACCUGUUCAAAGAAAUGACAGAUUUUAUAUGUAAUAUUAAGUUGAGCCAUAAGCUUGGGAGUUGUUACAGGCAAUGAGCCAAUACUCAAUACACCCA
Messenger RNA from Prunus mume (Japanese apricot), 1051 nucleotides. NCBI's taxonomy places the organism in Eukaryota, Viridiplantae, Streptophyta, Magnoliopsida, Rosales, Rosaceae. The record is from RefSeq and is a predicted model, not a curated record.